Vitrella brassicaformis is the source of this 369-nucleotide messenger RNA. Lineage: Eukaryota; Vitrellaceae. The record is from the annotation of a GenBank genome assembly.
AUGGUCGGCGGGUGCAGCACCGUUGGCGACGUCCUGCGGAAUGAGGACUAUGCCGCGGCCCUCUGGCGGGAGCUCUUCGCCCAGCUGUGGGCGACCUUCAGGGGCGGCGAGAGAGAGCGCAUCGCUGAGGCGCUCGUCAAUUUCCUCGGCAGGAGCUCCACACGCAGCCAGGAGCGGUUCGUGCCGAGAGUACAUCAAGUGGUGCUGGGGGGCGCUUUAGGGUGCUCGCCCGACAUUUGCAAGUGGUCGCCCCACCAGCUGGACGGAUCGCGGAACCUGACAAGGGAUGGCAGCCUCCACAGGUAUGUAUCGGCAAGCACACAGAAAUUACUCCUUUCACCUGUCUCUGUGGGUGUGUGCAGUGUCUGA